UCACCAAUUUUCAAAUGAUGUUCAUCCCAAGACUUGUUUUUCAAUUUUCCUUCUAUUCUAUUCAAACAAGUUUAUCAUCAUAACAUGCUUUUGACACAUUACUAUGUUGACUAAUUCAAACAAACCACACACUCUUCUUUCACUCUUGUACCCUAUAACACUAUCAAUGCUCCCUCAUCUCUAUUUCCCUGUCUCUGUGGAUUACUUGCAUGAAACUAGUAAAGCAUAUUCCAUUUUCCUUUUUCACAUGUCAUGCCAUAUAUGCUUUGUUUAUCUCUCUCAUCACUUCAAAUUCUAACGCUUCUGCUUCCUUCUUCCAUAGCCACUGAUUGCUUCAAUUUAGACAGCUUUUUCAUAUAUUGUUCACGGAGCUCUUUCAUCAAUUAUAUGAAUAAAACAUGGGAGAAAGAAAAAGAUAUAUCUUCCAUGUUUCUUGGUUCUUAUAUACUUGUUGAGGGGUCAUAUAGCUGAGAAGACACCACAUCAGAUGAUCACUGCUGAGUAAUUGUUAGAAAAGAAAAUCUGAUUCUAAAGUAAAUCAUGUAGUUCACUUCAUGUUCUACUUAGGUUUUGAAGUAGAUCACGUCAAAUAGCAAUGAAGUUCAUGAAACUUGGAACUCGGUCCGACUCUUUCUACACAGAACAAGCUACCAGAAGUCUAGUUUCAGAUAUACCUCAAGACCUUGUGAUAAAAAUCAACGAUACAACUUACCUGCUACACAAGUCUCCGCUUUUUUCGAAAUGUGGCCUUCUACUAAGACUUGGUUCUGAUACUAAUGAUUCUGAGAGUGUUCCUCUAGAGCUUCAUGAUAUGCCUGGUGGAGCAGAAGCUUUUGAACUCUGUGCUAAAUUCUGCUAUGGAGUUUCAAUCAACAUCAGUGCUCAUAAUUUUGUACCAUCGCUUUGUGCUGCUAAGCUCCUCCAAAUGAAUGAGUCCAUUGAGAGGGGAAACUUUGUAGGUAAACUUGAGUCUUUCUUCAGUUCGUGCAUUCUUGAAGGUUGGAAAGACUCCGUUUCGACGCUGCUGGCUACCGAGAAGUUACCAGAGUGGUCUGAGAAUCUUGGCAUAAUAAGAAAAUGCAUUGAUUCGAUUAUUGAAAAAGUUCUUACACCUCUACCACAGGUGAAAUGGUCCUACACCUACACUAGGCCUGGUUACAACAGAAAAGAGCAUCAUUCUGUUCCAAAGGAUUGGUGGACUGAAGAUAUAUCCAUUCUAAACAUAGAUCUUUUCAGAUGCAUAAUAAUGACUAUUAGAUCAACACAUGUGCUUCCACCGCAGCUUAUCGGCGAAGCCUUGCAUGUUUAUGCAUGUAAGUGGUUACCUUGCAUCAAAAAGGCUAAAAGUUCAGGAAGUUCAGCAUCACAAACAGAAGAAUCCAAGGAGAAAAACAGAAUCAUUCUUGAAACAAUUGUGAGCAUGAUUCCUUCAGAUAGAGGAUCAGUUUCUGUUGGUUUCUUGUUAAGACUUUUGAGCAUUUCAACUCAUUUAGGUGUCUCUACAAUGACAAAAACAGAACUAAUAAAAAGAGGUAGCAUACAGUUUCAUGAGGCUACAGUCAGUGAUUUGCUUUACCCUUCAACAUCAUCUUUGGACCAGAAUUUUUAUGAUAUAGAGUUAGUUCAAGUAGUGUUGGAAAGUUUUCUGAAGUUUUGGAAAAGAAUCUCCCCCGGUGCGGUGGAUAAUAGGCACUACUUGUUAAGAUCAAUCAGAAAAGUUGGUAAAGUUGUUGACUCCUAUCUUCAAGUUGUGGCAAGGGAUGAAAAUAUGGCAGUGUCAAAAUUUGUAGCUCUUGCUGAAACUGUGCCAGCUGUUGGAAGAUUAGAGCAUGAUGAUUUGUACCAAGCAAUCAACAUUUAUCUUAAGGUGCAUCCGGACUUGAGCAAGGUGGAAAAAAAGCGGUUAUGUGGGAUUCUAGAGUGCCAAAGAUUGUCCUCAGAAGCGCGUUCACACGCUGUCAAAAACGAGUUUCUGCCAUCAAGAACUGUGGUGCAGCUCCUAUAUUAUGAACAAGAGAAAGACUCUAAGGUAGCAACAACUAGUACAAAGCUGCAAAAACCACAUGAGCUGCUUCUUCUAGAAGAAAAAAAGAAACCAGCCACAAGAGAUAGCCAUGGAAAGCAAUCUCAAUACCUUGACAAAGAAGCAAUCACAAGAAGAACAUCAAUUGCUGAGAGUAGAGAAAAGGGUCAGCAGAAAACUAAAAGGUUAGAUGAUAAGUUGGCAUUAGACUUGGAAAAAAAGAUGGUUAUAAGAGGAGACAAAGAAGAAAGUAUGUCAGGAAUCAAAAUAAACUUAGAUCAUAAGAAAAUCAUAGGAAGAACAAGAAGCAAUAAAUCAGAAUAUGGCAGUGAAAAGAGAAGAUAGAUUUAAUAAUAGUACUAUAAUAAUCUUUGAACAUUUCAAAGAAAAUUAUUGUCAUCCCUCUCUAUCUAUGCAUUUUUGUCUCCUCUAUUCUUAUCUUAUUAUCUCUUCUUACCUUUCUCAUAAAUGUAACAAUGGUGUGAUCAAGUGUAAUUUAUACUUCAUUUAAAGGUUGUAACUGUAUUUGUUAGUAUAAAAAUAUAGUAAAGUGGUAUGAGGUCUCUUGUCUUACCCCUCUAGAACAAUUGAAGAAUCAUAUUGUCUUGCCAUCAAUUAAAACUAAUAAUCUUGUUGAAUGGA
Molecule: messenger RNA, 2665 nt
Organism: Lathyrus oleraceus (garden pea)
Lineage: Eukaryota; Viridiplantae; Streptophyta; Magnoliopsida; Fabales; Fabaceae
Product: BTB/POZ domain-containing protein At5g47800
Exons: 8
Coding region: 596-2368 (590 amino acids)
Source: RefSeq, a predicted model, not a curated record